This is a messenger RNA of Capronia epimyces CBS 606.96, 768 nucleotides long. RefSeq lists its product as uncharacterized. The transcript has a single exon. Bases 1 to 768 code for a protein of 255 amino acids. NCBI's taxonomy places the organism in Eukaryota, Fungi, Ascomycota, Eurotiomycetes, Chaetothyriales, Herpotrichiellaceae. The record is from RefSeq and is a predicted model, not a curated record.
AUGAGAGGGCCGCAUGACCGAGCAAAAGCCUCAUCUACCCAGAGAUUCUCCCACUAUUCCUCAUCCCAAGUUCCCAAACAGAACAAUUACCAAGAACCAAACUACGCAGAUGAUCUCGGGCACAACAACGGGGAGCAGUCAACGGGGCGAGAUCCCAACAUGACAGAGCCGCAUGGUCGAGCAAAUCUGUCAACUUCCCAGAGAUUCUCCCACUAUUCCUCAUCCCAGACAGAACAACUAGCAGAAGCGAUCAUACGCAGACCAGCUCGGGGACAGCAACGGAUAACGGUCAAGGGACGAGAUGGCAACAUGAGAGGGCCGCAUGACCGAGCAAAACUAUAUAUUCCCAGAGAUUCUCCCACCGGAAUUCUCGCUCAUGGCGACUCGGCAAGAAAAGUGCAGUUGAGACUGCAGAAUCACCAUGACCUCGACAUUAGCCAAGAAGACAUUCUCAGCAAGUAUGGCGUUCUGUUGGCCCAUGCUUGGGAGAAAGCCUAUGAGCAAGGUUAUCUCAAUCACGGCGGCAAACCAAUGCAGCCUGCACAGGCACACCGAGAACGGAACCCAGUUGAAUCGGGUGCACUGGACACAUUCUCCGAACCCGAUGAAGUGGACAGCAUCCCCGACGCUGCGAGCCAGGGCGAAGCAGCAGUCCACAGUGACUUGACUGCAAUGAUCACUGGGUAUGAUACAUCCGCCGAAGCAUGGGCUGCUCUUGCAGAACGUUUCGAUAGAGACACUGGAAACUCUACCAUCUAUCUCUUUUGA